Panicum virgatum (switchgrass) is the source of this 2749-nucleotide messenger RNA. RefSeq lists its product as uncharacterized. The record is from RefSeq and is a predicted model, not a curated record. Bases 812 to 2455 code for a protein of 547 amino acids. The transcript has 10 exons. Gene Ontology annotation, cellular component: membrane. NCBI's taxonomy places the organism in Eukaryota, Viridiplantae, Streptophyta, Magnoliopsida, Poales, Poaceae.
ACACACUCUCCCGGCUUCGAAGGAAGCUGCAGAAAGGGAGGAGAGAAAGAUGGCAACUGAACAAAAAAAUCGGAACAGAAUCGGGAAACCCAAACAACCCAACCCAACCCAUGGGAUCCCGAGCCAAAGUUGUUACGCGGACUCCCAUCCCGAUUCAAACCCUCUUCUGCUGCUCCCCUCGCCGGCCGAUCGCCUUUAGCAUUCGUUCCUUCCUUGGCCGGAGGGAUUUGGUUGCAGCCAGCAAGCGACCGUGCCGGCUGCCGCGGCGCAGGAGGGACCCAUCCCGUCGCAUCGCAUCCUACCAGUUCCUCCAUGGCCAAGGAAAGCAUGGCGCUUUAGGGGCCCGGCCCUCCUUGCUUGCUCCCGUCCAUGUCCAUGUCAUCCCCUGUCGACGAUCGCCACCUCCCUCUGAUCACCUACUAGUAUAUAACAGGUCGCCUCGUUUGACAAGGUGGUCUUGGAGAGAGAAAGGCAGAGAGGUGGCCUGGUUGGACUGAGAGAGAGAGAGAGAGAGAGAGAGAGAGAGAGAGAGAGAGAGAGAGAGAGAGAGAGAGAGAGAGAGGUGGCUGAAUUGUAUGAUGAGUGACUGGGAAAGGGAGGCCACGUCUGGGAGCUCGGAGUAAAUGGUGAGAGGGACGCCGGGAGGAAGGUGGUAGUUCGGAGACGGCGCCGCGGAGCAGAGGAGCUCUGCUUCGGCUUGCAUGGUGGGAGCAGGGGAGGAGGAGGCCGCGACAGGUUCAGAAAUUCAGGAGGUGUUUGGAUGAUCUCGCUUACGUCCUAGAAGUUUCUGAAGUGAUGAUAGCUUGCUAGCAUGGAACCGAGGAGGUUGGAGCAGUUAGUGUUCCUGCUCUGCUGCUUUGCGGCAAGCACAUGCAGGUUACACGCACAAGCUCAGGCCCAAACCACUCUGCAACACCCCACUGGAGCAGUGGGUAGGAUUUUGUCGGAGGCUGGGAACAGAUCGGCGAGCGCUCUAUCCGUAAGAACAAGAAGAAUUGAUCCUCUUGAUGGUCUGAGGAAGUAUGAGGGAGGGUACAAUAUCACUGACAAGCAUUACUGGAGUUCGACCAUAUUUACAGGUAGAUCUGGAUACGUGAUUGGAGCAUUGUGGGUUAUUGGUGGUAUCAUUUUUCUGGGAACUAUAUUAGUCUCCAAGGUUUUCUGCACAAAAAGGAAAGAAAGAUACACUAACUUCGACUAUUUCCUAGAGAGAUACCAAAUUUUGACUGUGAUACUCUGUAUCAUCCUUGCAGUUUUUGUCAUAGUCGCAUCAGCAGUCACCCUUCGCGGCACGGUACAAUUCCACUCAAGAGCAGAAUCUGUGAAAGAGAUCAUUGGGACGACUGCACUUGAGGCUACAGCAACCAUUUACAACAUAACAGGAGCUAUUGAGAUGAUGCAGAACACAUCAAAGCUGUACAACUACACCAGUCAAGCAUGGGAUCAUCUGAACCCCACGGUAGAUGCGCUCAACUCCGAAGCAAUGGACAUUGAGGCGAAGGCGGAGAAGAACAUGCGCCUGGUCAGCAGAGGGAUCAACGCACUGGAACUUGUAACCAUUUUAACCGUGGCACUGAAUCUUGUAGCAGUUCUAGUGUUGUUGGUUGGGAGCCCUCUAAAACUGCAAAAACUGUGCUACUUAUGCAUGGCCUUCUGCUGGAUACUGACAACCCUGUUCUGGGUGUACUUCGGCCUGUACUACUUCUUCGACAAUUUCGCCGGCGACACCUGUAUGGCCCUGGACGAGUACCAGCUGAACCCUCAGAACAGCACACUGGGCACCAUCAUCCCCUGCAGCGAGAAGCUCUCCGGCAGCAUAAUUCUGCACGACGUCGGUGCAGGGAUCCAUGACAUCAUUGAUCAGGUGAAUUCAAACAUUAACACAAUUAAAUCGGAGUAUCCGGUGAAGAAGCUGGACUACAUCUGCAACCCGUUCAGCGGGCCGCCGGAUUACCAGUACCGUCCGCAGAACUGCCCCUCCGGCGCCAUCACCAUUGGUGACAUCCCUCAGAUCCUGAAGAGGCUGACGUGCUCGGACUUCGGCGGCGGCGCCAACUGCCGGCCGGCCGACCUCUCGUCGGCGAUCGACUACGACAAGGUGCAGACCUACACGAGCUCCAUCCAGAACGUGCUGGACAUCUUCCCGGGCACGGAGCGGCUGGUGAGCUGCGAGCUGGUGAAGGCAGGCUUCGCGAACAUCGUGGGCAACCAGUGCGCCCCGCUGCGGCGCGGCGCUCGCACGGCGUGGGCCGCGCUCGCCGCGCUGUCCGCGGCCACGGCGGCGCUGCUGCUCGUGCUCGCGGUCGACGCGGCCGGCGGCGCGCGCCGCCACCCCGGCGACGACCGCCUGUCGGUGCGGCACCUCACGUCGUCGACCAACUCGGAGAUCUCGGACUCGGAGGCGGAGUUCGCCGAGAUGCACGCCAAGAAAGUGCGGAUCAGGGUCGGGCCGUGAGCCGUGCAAAAGCUGGCAUCGGAAUUCUUUUUGCUGUGUUCUUUAAUCUUCAUUACGAUUUACAGAGGAGAAAGAGUUGAGGAUGUAUACUGCCGGCGGUCGAGACUGAUCCAGGAGAGAUCGUCCACCGCCGGCGCGCCAUUGCUGCGAAAAUGUUUGGUUCUAUGUUCCGUGGGAUCAGAUGGUCUGGAGAAUCCAGCCAUUGUGUGUUGCUGGCAUAGGAGAAAUUUAUUGCAUUGGAUUCUGUACAUGAAGUUUCAAUCUGCAAAGCAUUGAAGAAUAGUUUCGGUACAA